CACAGCCGGCCCCGGAGGCGCGCGCCGUUUCACGGGGAGCUGGCGUGAGCCCUCCCGUGGCGGCCUUGGCGGGGCGCUCGGUUAAUGCCGUUCACAGGCUGCCGCGGGGAGCCCGGCCGCGGGCUGUGGCGCCGGGGGCGGGGGGCGGGGCCGGCCGGCCGAAGUCGCCAUGGCAGCGCUCUGUGGGCGCGUGACGCGCGUGUCGCGGCCAAUCGGCGGCGGAGCGGCUGAGUGACAGCCGGCGGCGCCAGUCGCGGGCAGCGCCUCGGCGGGGCAGCCGGAGCUGCCGGAGCGCGGAGCGGCCGCGGCGCGGCUGGGUGUGGGAGUGCGCUGUUGUAAAGGCACCUGGAGGAGUCUGGAGCAAUGCCACCACCUUCGGACAUUGUGAAAGUAGCUGUUGAGUGGCCAGGUGCCAAUGCCCAGCUGCUGGAAAUAGAUCAGAAAAGGCCUCUUGCAUCCAUCAUCAAGGAGGUCUGUGAUGGGUGGUCAUUGCCAAACCCUGAAUACUACACCUUGCGGUAUGCUGAUGGUCCUCAGCUGUACAUCACAGAGCAGACUCGCUGUGACAUCAAGAAUGGAACUAUCCUACAGCUGGCAGUCUCCCCGUCUAGGGCAGCUCGCCAGCUGAUGGAGAGGAUCCAGUUGCACAGUAUGGAAGCCCGACUGGAUGCCAUGAAGGAACUGGCUAAACUUUCUGCAGAUGUCACCUUUGCCACAGAGUUCAUCAACAUGGAAGGGAUUACAGUGCUGACACGGCUUGUAGAGAGUGGGACCAAGCUUCUGUCCCAUUACAGUGAGAUGUUGGCUUUCACCCUGACUGCCUUCUUGGAGCUCAUGGACCAUGGUAUUGUCUCUUGGGACAUGGUCUCGAUAACCUUCAUCAAACAGAUUGCAGGGUAUGUGAGUCAGCCUAUGGUAGAUGUCUCCAUCCUUCAACGAUCCCUAGCCAUUCUAGAAAGCAUGGUGCUAAACAGUCAGACUCUGUAUCAGAAGAUAGCGGAAGAGAUCACCGUGGGGCAGCUCAUUUCUCAUCUGCAAGUCUCUAACCAAGAGAUUCAGACAUAUGCCAUUGCCCUGAUCAAUGCCCUCUUCCUGAAGGCACCUGAGGACAAGAGACAGGACAAGCUGCUUAACCCCCUAGACCUGCCCAUCACUGAAAUGGCUAAUGCAUUUGCCCAGAAGCACCUGAGGUCUAUAAUCCUGAAUCAUGUGAUCAGAGGAAACCGCCCAAUUAAAACAGAAAUGGCACAUCAGCUGUACGUGCUGCAGGUCCUGACCUUUAAUCUCCUGGAAGAGAGAAUGAUGACCAAGAUGGAUCCCAAUGAUCAGGCACAGAGGGACAUCAUAUUUGAGUUGAGAAGAAUUGCAUUUGAUGCAGAGUCUGACAGCAACACCAUCCCUGGCAGUGGAACAGAAAAACGCAAAGCCAUGUACACCAAGGACUACAAGAUGCUGGGAUUCACUAACCACAUCAAUCCAGCCAUGGAUUUUACUCAGACUCCUCCAGGGAUGCUGGCAUUGGACAAUAUGCUCUAUUUGGCCAAAUUUCAUCAGGACACCUAUAUCAGGAUUGUUCUGGAGAACAGCAGUCGAGAAGAUAAGCAUGAGUGCCCCUUUGGGCGCAGUGCCAUUGAGCUUACCAGGAUGCUUUGUGAGAUCUUGCAAGUUGGGGAACUCCCCAAUGAAGGCCGGAAUGACUAUCACCCCAUGUUUUUCACCCAUGACCGUGCAUUUGAGGAGCUAUUUGCCAUCUGCAUCCAGCUGUUGAACAAGACUUGGAAAGAAAUGAGGGCAACAGCAGAGGAUUUUAAUAAGGUUAUGCAGGUUGUGAGGGAACAGAUCACACGGGCUCUCCCCUCUAAGCCAAACUCCUUGGACCAGUUCAAGAGCAAACUGCGCAGCCUGAGCUAUUCUGAGAUUCUACGACUACGCCAGUCUGAGAGAAUGAGCCAAGAUGACUUCCAGUCACCACCUAUUGUGGAGCUGAGAGAGAAAAUCCAACCCGAGAUCUUGGAGCUGAUAAAGCAACAGCGCCUGAACAGGCUUUGUGAGGGAAGUAGCUUUCGAAAAAUUGGAAAUCGCAGAAGACAAGAAAGAUUUUGGUAUUGUCGCCUGGCUCUGAAUCACAAGGUGCUGCACUAUGGAGAUCUGGAAGAUAAUGCGCAGGGGGAAGUGACCUUUGAAUCUCUACAGGAAAAAAUUCCAGUUGCAGACAUCAAAGCCAUUGUCACAGGGAAGGAUUGUCCACACAUGAAGGAGAAAAGUGCACUGAAACAGAACAAGGAAGUGUUAGAAUUGGCCUUCUCCAUUUUAUAUGAUCCCGAUGAAACCUUGAACUUCAUUGCACCUAAUAAAUAUGAGUACUGUAUUUGGAUUGAUGGGCUCAACGCUCUCUUGGGGAAGGACAUGUCCAGCGAGCUGACUAAAAGCGACCUGGACACGUUGCUGAGCAUGGAAAUGAAGCUGAGGCUCCUGGACUUGGAGAACAUCCAGAUCCCGGAGGCGCCGCCGCCCAUCCCCAAGGAACCAAGCAGCUACGACUUCGUGUACCAUUACGGCUGACGGGGCGGGGCGGGGCCGGGCUGGGCCAGGCAGCCCCGGGGCGCACCGCGGGAGCCGCCGCUCUGCUGCCCGCGCCGGCCCCGCUGCCGCCCGUUCGCGGCCGGACCGCCGGCUUGCGGGGGGCGGGGCCGGCCCUCCCGGCGCCGCACGACUUUUGUACGCGCCACAAUAAUAACCAGUAGCGCUCCUGGCUGCGCUUCUCCGCCUCUUCCGCCCGGGCCCGCCCCGCCCUGCGCGGCGCGUCACCGCGCUCGGCCCCGCCCACUCGGGCAGCUGCCCCCGGCGCGGCGCGGCCCCCCGAGCACCCACGUUCCCCGGCGCGGCGGCGGGCGGGGCGUAUGGCGGCGGGGGCGGGUGGCGCGGCCCUGGGGCGGGCGACGCUUGUGCUGCCGUACUACGGCUUCUCCAUCGGCAUCACCUUCUACAAGUGGCUAAUGAAGGUGCGGGGCGGCGGCGCAGGGCGGGCGGCGGUGGUGACGGCGGCCGUCGGUCCCGCAGAGCUUCCCCUUCCCGCUGCUAGUCACCCUGCCGCACCUCCUCCUCACCUUCGGUCUCUCGGCGUACGCCCGCGCCCUGGCGCGCUGCCGCUCCGGGCGGCCGCGGGGCGCGCUCUCCUGGGCCGACUGCCUCCGCCGGGCGGCCCCCCGCAACUCUGUCAACUUCCUUGGAUAUUGCGCUGAGUAACUGGAGCUUCGUAUGCAUCACUGUCUCCCUCUACACGAUGACCAAACCCUCUGCCAUUCUCUUCAUCCUGCUUUUUUUCACUGCUCUUCAAGCUGGAGGAAGUGGUCCACACAGUUUAACGCACAGGGGUUCGUGCUGGUGCUAUGUGCCUCUUCCCUUGGGCGUAUUCGCUGGACUCUCACGCAGAUACUUAUGUAGGAGGCUGAACUACGUAUGUAGGGUGUUAGGAAGUGUGUGGGGGGGUGCUGGUAAUGGGGAGGGGAGUAAGGAGGUGGUAGCCCUUGCUGCAGAAACAAAACAUUGUGUAAGGGACAGUGUUUGAAACUUGGGGCGGGGGUUAUGUGUUGAUGGGUAAUGAAGGCAGUUUGGCGUUUGCAGCAGCACAGGUGUGGGCAUUACAAAUAAGGUGUAUGUCUAGGAAUGGUACUAACAAAGGCUGUAGGACCUAUGUGUAUUCCAUGGCUUGUUGCUACCUGGUCUCUUACUGAUUCUCCUCUUUUGAGGCUCCAGAACCCCACUGAUAUCAUGUUUCACCUGGAGCCGCUCAUGUUCCUAGGGCUUUUCCCACUCUUCGCAGUGUUUGAGGGUGCAUGAGUUUAUUAAAGCAGGGAUAGCUUUAUAGAGCGGUUGGGGAGAUUGCUUAGCAGUUUGUUGUUGGAGAUGAUCAAUUUAGAUAAGUGAACAGCUAUGAACUUUACAAAGUAGUUAGAGACCUGGAAUCAUAAGGACUCGGAUAUUCUUUAUGCUGGCAGAACGUUAAAGAAUGCGUAGGAAUAGUAGCCUGCCACACUUGUGGAAGUAAGGGCUAUGAAGAACUGGCUCCAUAUCCUGCUAUUUUGGAAUGUGAGCAGCCCAUGCCCACCUUGUUGUGAAGAGUCCUGGGAGUUGGGAAAGAUACUCUGCUACUCACUGUCUUGUUCCUAGGCCUGCCUUUGUCCAUAUCAGAGAAGCUCUUCCAUUUCCAUGAAGAAGGACUGCCCUUCUCUCUGGUAGGGAAGCUGUUCUUGGGUGGAAUUCUUGCCUUUGGUCUAGGCUUUUCUGAAUUCCUCUUUGUUUCCAGAACAUCUAGCCUCAUCCUUUCCAUUGCUGGCAUUUUUAAGGAAAUCUGCAUUUUAUUCCUCGCCACAAGUUUGCUGGGAGACCGCCUCAGUCUCUUGAACUGGCUGGGCUUGCUGUCUGCCUUUCAGGAAUCUCCCUUCAUGUCAUUCUCAAAGCCAUGAAUUCCAAAGGUGAAAAAGCACUGGAGCUGCACAAAGAGGCCAGUUCUGAGCCUGACCUGGAGCUACUGCUGCACCACACUGAACAUGUGGAGGAGGGGGAAGAGGAUGCUGAAAUCCCACAACACUGAACAUGAAGCACAAAGCCCCCUGCUCUGUUCUUACCAAACCUGCCUGACAGCUGUCUAGGAGGAAGGUCCAAGAGUGUCUCUGUCUGUGACCACCGAAAGGAGAGCCAGGGCUCGGUGAGAGAGUCCUGCUGUUCUGCUGCAGUGUGGAUCUGGAGGUGCUGCACAAGAAACAGGUGCUAUCCCUUUCAUACAGAGCAAACCUGGAAGACAAGCCCUCGUUCAGUGGAAGUAGAACACCAUGGUGAGACUGCUAUAGAAAGCUUGUAAAGGAAUCCUGACGGCUACAUGUUGAGACUGUAGACCAUGAGGUGCAGAAUGAGCGUGGAUAUGUCUGGAGUGCAGGCUGAGCGGUUCAGGGAUGUUUUUAGUGUUGUUUAGGCUUUAUCUUCAAAAGAGAAGGUAGAUAAUACCUUCCCAGCCUUUCUUUAUGGUUCUGCUAAGUAGGCACUCCCAUCUUGGGAGCAGAUGGCUAUAUAUAAAUCUGUAGACUCAUUCCAGUGAGAAGGAGCAUUUGUGCCUGGUGACCUAUGUGUUCUCUGUGUGUAGUAAGAACAGAAUUAAGUGCUGGUAUUUGGGACCAAUUGAACAUAGCCAAAUUAUGUUGGCAGGAAGAAGGACAGGGAUGCAUGAGCACUUCUGGUCCUGCAGGCAGAGGGGAGAGAGAGCAUAUCGCAGGAGAUCGAACUUGAGCAAUAAGCUUAUCAGAAAGUAUGUGGGUAUUUGAUGGGGGAUUUUUUGUUUUUUAAAUAAACCUUUUCUGAUUCCCUUUUGUCUGCA
This is a messenger RNA of Falco peregrinus (peregrine falcon), 5371 nucleotides long. It is a transcript of the gene ELMO2, whose product is annotated as engulfment and cell motility 2. NCBI's taxonomy places the organism in Eukaryota, Metazoa, Chordata, Aves, Falconiformes, Falconidae. The record is from RefSeq and is a predicted model, not a curated record. Bases 364 to 2562 code for a protein of 732 amino acids. Gene Ontology annotation, biological process: cell motility; actin filament organization. The transcript is spliced from 27 exons.